AUGGCUCUAUUAACGACCGGUUUAACAACUGGAUUGGUUAUAGAUGUAGGCAAUUUGGAGACAAGUGUACUUCCUGUAAUGACAAAACGACUCACAGAAUUAUUAUACGACCAUGGCCGUUUUAUUCCACCAUCGAACCUUCACUUAUCGCUUGCCCCUCAUAAUAACAUACCCAGCAACUUAUUGACGCCCGAAGUCUUGGAAGACAUCAAGACUCGCGUUAUAUUCUGUUCCCCAGUUAUGAUUGGACAGCAACAAGGAUUAACAUUGUUAGAAUCGUAUAAAAAGUUUAGCAGUGCGACCGAUCUGUAUUAUCCUAUUACAUUGAAGGAUGGCACUAGAGCCAAUUUAUUAAUACCUGGUUGGAUUCGUGAAAAAGCAGCAGAAGUCUUAUUUGAAGGUGAUGAGGAUGAGCCCAGCAUUGCACAGUGUAUUUUGGAUUCCUUGUUAAAGUUACCCCCUGAUUUGCGUAAACCUGCAAUAUCGUCAUUGCUUUUCAUUGGAGGAACGUCUCUUUUACCAGGAUUUCAAUCAAGAGUGAAGGAAGAAUUGUUACGUAUAAUGAAAGAUCCAGUUGAUUUUGAAAAGCGACGCUACGGACCUUUACUUCGCUUGCAUAAAUCCAUUAAGUUUAUCGAUAACCCCGAAGACAAAGGCGCUGGCCGUAUUUUUAUGAACAACGUUCGAGGAUGGAUAGGAGGGUCUUUGGUUGGAUCGCUGAAACUCUCUGGGGAGGAAAUUACAAAAGAGAAAUUUUCUGGAAGUGUUACUGAUUGGUCCAUUGGAAAUUGGAGUAACCCUCUGGACACUUUAGAUCGAGAGCUGGGAAAUGUUGGUAGUAAAUGA
Messenger RNA from Mucor mucedo, 846 nucleotides. RefSeq lists its product as uncharacterized. The record is from RefSeq and is a predicted model, not a curated record. NCBI's taxonomy places the organism in Eukaryota, Fungi, Mucoromycota, Mucoromycetes, Mucorales, Mucoraceae. Gene Ontology annotation, biological process: microtubule-based movement. The transcript has 3 exons. The coding region runs from base 1 to 846 and encodes 281 amino acids.